AGAGAAGUUGUAGAUAAAUGGGGAGGAUGGGGAGGCACUAGUUUACGUUAUUAAGGUUAACAGGAGCGAGGGGAUGAUAGAUCACCUGCAGGAGGCAGGUCUAUCUCCUUCCACCAUCUUGAUGUUUUGAUGGGCGUACCAAUUAACCAAAUUACAGGCGUAUGAAUUCAAGCUCUUGGAACAUGUUGAUUUGUAAUAUUUUCCGAAUACAGCAGCGGAAAUAUGAUUCAAAAUCAAAGAGUUGUAUGAGAAAUACUUAUCUUCCUGACGACGUGAUGAUAUUAGCACUACAAGGAUAUCUACUGAUAAAUAUGCGAACCACAACCAAAAAAUUGAUAGAAUGAUAGACCUAGAGAUUACUACUCGAUUCAAACCGGUGAUAGACUCAAUGAUAGAUUAUAAACUUGAUAGAAUGAUAGUUACGACGCGAUGGAGGAAUAUGAGCCAGAACCAACAUAUGAAAUAAUUUACUACAACUACUAACUAAUAUGUGC
Messenger RNA from Amoebophrya sp. A25, 494 nucleotides. NCBI's taxonomy places the organism in Eukaryota, Dinophyceae, Syndiniales, Amoebophryaceae. The record is from the annotation of a GenBank genome assembly.